AACCAACAAGAUCCAGACACACAAGUUCUGCUGCGAAGUGCGGGGGUAGGCCGGGGGUGCCCCUUCACCGAUCUUACCUCUGAAGCACCUGCCUGCCUCCAGACUUCUUUUAGAAGUAACAGGCACUCUCCCCAGUGGGCUCCUGGUUGCAGAGCUCCGAGACCUCACGUAGACACACCUGUGUGAGAAGCAGAGGGGAGGAAAGACACAAGCCCGGAGGCCCUGCCCUUUGUGCGGGGAAGGCCCAGGUCCCUGCCUGCCUCAACAAGGCCACGAUGAGUCGAGGGGCUGCUUUUAGGCACCUGCUCCUGGUGCUGCAGUUGGCGAUGCUCCCCGCAGUCCCUCUGGAAAGAGAGGUGGUGUUGGCGAAGGUGGGAGACACAGCAGAACUGCCCUGCCAUGCUACCCCAGGGAAGAACAUAGGCUUCAACUGGAAACAUUCUUCCAUGCUCAAGAUUCUGGGGCGUCAGGGCUCCUUCUGGCUUACAGGUGCCUCCAAGCUGAAGCAUCGCGUCGAAUCGAAAAAAAACCUGUGGGACCAAGGAUCCUUUCCUCUGAUCAUCAAGGAUCUUGAAGCAGCAGACUCAGGGGUUUACUUCUGUGAGGUAGAGGGCAAGAAGCAAGAGGUGGAGUUGCUGGUGUUCAACUUGACUGCCAAGUGGGACACCGGCAGUGGCGGCAGCAGCAACAUCCGCCUGCUGCAAGGGCAGCAGCUGACCCUGACCGUGGAGGGCCCCUCUGGUAGUAGCCCUUCCGUGCAAUGGAAAGGUCCAGGGAAUAAAAGCAAGAGCAGUGGCCAAAGCCUCUCACUGUCUGGGGUGGAGCCGCAGGAGAGCGGUACCUGGACAUGCACCAUCUCCCAGAACCAGAAGACAGUGGUGUUCAACAUAAACAUCUUGGUGCUGGCUUUCCAGAAGGUCUCUAACACAGUCUAUACAAAAGAAGGGGAGCAGGUGGAGUUCUCCUUCCCGCUUAACUUCAAAGAUGAAAACCUGAGCGGGGAGCUGAGGUGGCGGGCAGAGGGGACUCCCUCUUCCCGGCUCUGGAUCUCCUUCAUCUUGGAGAAUGGGAAGCUAUCUUUGAAAGAUUCUCACCACACCAGACUCCAGAUGAAGAGUUUUCCCCCGCUCAGCUUUAUCCUGCCCCAGGCUUUGUCUCAGUAUGCUGGUUCUGGAAACCUGACCCUGAGUCUUGCCAAGGGAACAUUGCAGCGGGAAGUGAAUCUCGUGGUGAUGAGAGUGACUAAGUCUCAGAACAAUGUGACCUGCGAGGUGCUAGGACCCACCUCCCCUGAGCUGACUCUGAGCUUGAAUCUGGAAGAGCGGGCUGCCAAAGUCUCGAAGAAGCAGAAGCUGGUAUCGGUGGUGGACCCUGAGAGGGGAACAUGGCAGUGUCUACUGAGUGACAAGGACAAAGUCCUGCUGGCCUCCAAGGUCGAGGUUUUGUCCCCAGUGUUCACCAAGGCCUGGCCAAAGCUCUUGGCCAUUGUGCUGGGCGGGAUCUUAGGCCUUCUGCUUUUCAUUGGGCUCUGCAUCUUCUGCUGUGUUAAAUGCUGGCACCGCAGGCGCCAGGCAGAGCGGAUGUCUCAGAUCAAGAGACUCCUCAGUGAGAAGAAGACCUGCCAGUGCUCCCACGGGCUCCAGAAGACAUGCAAUCUCAUUUGAGGCGCAGGGCCAGGGGAGUUUCCGGCUUGCAGCCUCCCCAGCAGUCUUUCCCCUGCCUUUCCUCCUGGGCUCCUGGGCCUUCGGACCAGAUGAAUGUAGAAGACCCCAACACUUCCGGCCCACUCCUGCUCUCCUUUGUCCACACUCGGCCCUUGGUCCUCCUCUUGCAGAGGCUUACAGCAUUUCUUCCCCAUUUCCUUUGCAUCAAGCCUAACCCUAUCGAUGAUUUCUUCCUAGCUCUCUCCCCCAUGGCCCACUGGUCCCUGGGGAAUCACGUGGGACCAGCCCUGCCUGGCUUGGAGGGCAAGGCUGGGUGUCUGAAGCAUGAAGCACAGGACUGUCAUUUUACUGGAUGGGACCUUGGGACCAGAGGAGGCAGGGACCAGCCCAAGAUCACACAGCCAGAGGAGGGUAAAUCCAGAUCCAAAGGCUCGUGACUCAGCUGCCUCCAUGGCUCCAUUUGGCCAGCUUCUCACUCUGAGUUGGCAGGACACAGACUCACAUCGUGACCUGUGCACAAACAGGCAACCCUGGACCCACACCCAUGUACAGAGCGCACACUUGUGCACAGACAUGAUUCCUUAUCCAAGCAGUAUGUGUCAGUUUAUGAGCCAGUUUCACAUCCUUUGUCUGUUUAAACCUUAAGAAGAUCUUACAGAGGGGCACCUGGGUGGCUCAGUUGGUUAAGCGACUGCCUUCGGCUCAGGUCAUGAUCCUGGAGUCCCGGGAUCGAGUCCCACAUCAGGCUCCCCGCUCGGCGGAGAGUCUGCUUCUCCCUCUGACCCUCUUCCCUCUCGUGCUCUCUGUCUCUCAUUCUCUCUCUCUCAAAUAAAUAAAUAAAAUCUUUAAAAAAAAAAAAAAGAAGAAGAAGAUCUUACAGAGCUUAGUAGUGUCAGGACCAAGAUUAGCAUCUCCAAUUUAUAGGCCAGAAAUGGAACUCAGAGAGGUCAGCUGAUUGCCCAAGUCACACAGCUAGUCAGUGCCAGAGGACUAGCCCAGGUCUCCUCAAGCCUAGUUCCAUGGCCGUACCCUGAACACAGAGACAAGUACCACGUGGGUCUCUGUAGCUGAUUAGUCACUGCUGUCCAGGACCCACCUCUGGAUUCAUAAGAGCACACCACCCCAGGCAGGGCCUGCCUCAGAGAGUUCAGAAACUCGGACAGAAGCCUGUUGCCAGAGGACAAAGCUGUCAGUCCUCCUAAUCAGAGCACAGGCUGGGAGCAUGGGCCCUGUGGGAGAGAGUGCCCAGUGACCUACCACUCACCCUGUUGCAGAACCUUGGAAGGUGAGCUUUGCCAGGGGGAGGGGCUGGGGAGAUGGCUGGAGAGGGAACCCUCCGAGGGGACAUCUUGUGAAGGCUGACAGAGCCGCGCUUCAGGCCCCCUGCCCUGUACUUUCCUUCAGCCCUCCCCCACACCAUCCAGGAUACAAGAAAAUUGGGGCUACAAGUAGUCUUCUUCCUCCUCUUCUUGAUCCAUUUCUCUCAGGAUCCCCAGCCUCCUCUGCCUCUCCUUCCUUCCCUUUCUCACCACCUGUCUCAGUCCCUACCCCCUCUCCCUAGUCUCCUCUUUCCAGCUUGCCCCUUCCAGGAGGGCUCCCCACUGCUUGCUUGCUAUUCCUGCCCACUCCUGCCCCUGCGUCCCUGAGCUGACAGAAAAAUACAAUAAACUUACUGUAAAGAAGAUGCUCUUC
Zalophus californianus (California sea lion) is the source of this 3356-nucleotide messenger RNA. It is a transcript of the gene CD4, whose product is annotated as CD4 molecule. Gene Ontology annotation, cellular component: external side of plasma membrane; membrane raft. Gene Ontology annotation, biological process: positive regulation of ERK1 and ERK2 cascade; interleukin-15-mediated signaling pathway; T cell activation. The record is from RefSeq and is a predicted model, not a curated record. Lineage: Eukaryota; Metazoa; Chordata; Mammalia; Carnivora; Otariidae. The coding region runs from base 276 to 1664 and encodes 462 amino acids. Gene Ontology annotation, molecular function: MHC class II protein binding; protein tyrosine kinase binding; coreceptor activity. The transcript is spliced from 11 exons.